UGAGCACAUUAACUCACUGGCUCCUGUUGUAAUUGCUGCAACAGGUAAUUUUUUAGUUAUUUUUUUCUUAAUACGAUUAUUUUGCUUUCCAGCUAAACCGAAAAAUGGCUCGACUAUUAAUUUUGUUGUCGGUGGUGUUAUUCAGUGUGUAUCAGACUGAACAAGCACAUUUCUUGGAGAAAAAUUACAUCGACCGAAUCAACGAAGAAGCAACAACUUGGAAGGCUGGUAUUAACUUUGAUCCGAGCACACCAAAGGAAGACAUCAUUAAGCUGUUGGGAUCUACGGGAGUUGAGUCUGCCAAAAAGGCGAGUAUCGAUCAAUUCAAAACGGACGACGAUGCUUACGAAAAUGUUUGGAUCCCCAGGACAUUUGACGCAAGGAAAAAGUGGAGACAUUGCCGUACAAUUGGAGAAGUUCGAGAUCAAGGACACUGUGGUUCUUGCUGGGCUUUCGGAACCAGCUCAGCGUUUGCUGAUCGUUUGUGCGUAGCCACAAACGCAGAUUUUAACGAACUGUUGUCCGCCGAAGAGAUAACGUUUUGCUGUCACACGUGUGGUUUUGGAUGUCACGGAGGCAACCCAAUCAAAGCCUGGGAAUAUUUUAGUAAACACGGUUUGGUCACAGGAGGAAAUUAUAAAUCUGGAGAGGGAUGUGAGCCAUACCGAGUUCCCCCUUGCCCACGUGACGAAGACGGCAAAAAUACAUGCUCUGGUAAACCAAUGGAAAAAAAUCAUAGAUGUACGAGAAUGUGUUAUGGAAAUCAAGAUCUUGAUUAUGGCGACGAUCAUAGAUAUACACGUGACUAUUACUACCUAACUUAUGGCACCAUCCAAAAAGACGUUAUGAAUUACGGACCAAUUGAAGCAUCGUUUGAUGUAUAUGACGAUUUUCCCAGCUACAAGUCGGGUGUAUAUGUAAAAUCAGAAAAUGCGUCAUAUUUGGGAGGACACGCCGUGAAAUUGAUCGGUUGGGGUGAAGAAAAUGGAACUCCAUAUUGGUUAAUGGUAAAUUCGUGGAACGCACAAUGGGGUGAUAAAGGUCUUUUCAAAAUUCGACGAGGCACAAACGAAUGUGGUAUCGAUAAUUCAACAACUGCCGGUGUACCAGUGACUUAUUAAUUUAUUGUAGUAGUUACCUAUUAAAAUAAGAACAAUUUUGUCAUACUGUAGUAUUUUAUGUUUAAUUAAAAUUAAUUUUACUAUUUAA
This is a messenger RNA of Aphis gossypii (cotton aphid), 1209 nucleotides long. Its product is annotated as cathepsin B-like cysteine proteinase 3. Bases 105 to 1121 code for a protein of 338 amino acids. The transcript is spliced from 6 exons. Lineage: Eukaryota; Metazoa; Arthropoda; Insecta; Hemiptera; Aphididae. Gene Ontology annotation, biological process: regulation of catalytic activity. Gene Ontology annotation, cellular component: lysosome. Gene Ontology annotation, molecular function: cysteine-type endopeptidase activity. The record is from RefSeq and is a predicted model, not a curated record.